Molecule: messenger RNA, 1943 nt
Organism: Dromaius novaehollandiae (emu)
Lineage: Eukaryota; Metazoa; Chordata; Aves; Casuariiformes; Dromaiidae
Product: carnitine O-palmitoyltransferase 1, liver isoform-like
Exons: 10
Biological process (GO): carnitine metabolic process; fatty acid metabolic process
Cellular component (GO): mitochondrion
Molecular function (GO): carnitine O-palmitoyltransferase activity
Source: RefSeq, a predicted model, not a curated record
GGCCAUUUGGGGCCGUUUCGGGCUGUUUCGGGGCCGUUUCGGGGGCGUUUGGGACCGUUUGGGGCCAUUUUGGGGCCGUUUCGGGCCGUUUCGGGGGUGUUUGGGGGUGUUCGGGGCCGUUUCGGGGGCGUUUGGGGCCGUUCGGGGCCGUUUCGGGGGCGUUUGGGACCAUUUGGGGCCAUUUUCGGGCCGUUUCGGGCCGUUUCGGGGGUGUUUGGGGGCGUUCGGGGCUGUUUCGGGGCCGUUUGGGGGCGUUCGGGGCCGUUUCGGGGGCAUUUGGGACCGUUUGGGGCCAUUUUCGGGCCGUUUCGGGCCGUUUCGGGGGUGUUUGGGGACGUUCGGGGCCGUUUCGGGGGCGUUCGGGGCCGUUCGGGGCCGUUUGGGGGGCGUUGGGGGCCGCUGGGGGCUGACGCGGCCCCCCCAGACCGGCUGCGGCGGGCGGGGGCCGGCGGGCACGUGGUGGCGGCGCACGGGGGCCGCUUCUUCGGGGUGCCGGUGCGGCACCGCGGCCGGGCGCUGGGGCCCCGCGAGCUGCAGGCCCAGUUCCAGCGGGUGCUCGAGGACGCCGGGGCCCCUGCGGCUGGCGAGGCGGCACUGGGUGCCCUCACGGCCGGGGACAGGGCGCCGUGGGCCCGGGCGCGGGCGCUGCUGGCGGGGGGGGGCAGCGCGGGGGCCCUGGGGACGCUGGAGGCCGCCGCCUUCGUGGUGGCCCUGGACGCGGCCCCCCCCCCCGCGCCCCCCCUGGACCCCGGCGCGGGGGGCGACGAUGACGACGGUGCCCCCCCCCGGCCCCUCGACGCCUACGCCAAGGCCCUGCUGCACGGCCAGGGCCACGACAGGUGGUUCGAUAAAUCCUUCAACCUGGUGGUGUUCAGCGACGGGACGAUGGGGCUCAACGUGGAGCAGUCGUGGGGCGACGUCUCGGCCGUGGGGCACCUCUGGGAGUACGUGCUGGCGACGGACGCGCUGGAGCUGGGCUACGAGGCGUCGGGCGACUGUCGGGGGGGGCUGGAGCCGGGGCUGCCCCCCCCCCAGCGCCUGCACUGGGACAUCCCCGACGAGUGCCAGGCGGCGGCGGCGGGGGCCCUGCGUGCCGCCCGGGCGCUGGCGGCCGACGUGGAGCUGCACGUGAGCCUGGCGGGAGCCUUCGGCCCGGCGCUGCCCCGGCGCCUGCGCUGCUGCCCCGACGCCCUGCUGCACCUCGGCCUCCAGCUCGCCCACAGCCGCGACCGGGGGGGCCUGUGCCUGGCGUACGAGGCGGCGCCGGGGGGGCUCUUCGCCGAGGGGGGGACGGAGGCCGUGGGGGGCUGCAGCGCCGAGGCGGCUGCCUUCAUCCGCGCCAUGGGGGACCCCGAGGCCACGGUGGGGCGGCGCCGGGCCCUGCUGCGGGCGGCGGCCUCGCGCCAGGCGGAGCUGCGGCGGGCGGCCAUGACGGGGGCGGGGCCCCACCGCCACCUCUUUGCCCUGGCAUUGGCCGGGCAGCUCCUGGGGCUCCGCCCCCCCUUCCUCUGCCAGGCGCUGGCGCUGCCCUGGGGGCUGGCGGUGGGGCAGACGCCGCUGCAGCAGCUGGGGCUCCUGGACCCGCGGCGGCACCCGGAGCUGCUCCCGGCCGGCGGCGGCUUCGGGCCGCCGGCGGACGACGGCUACGGGGUGUCGUGGGCGCCGGCGGGCGACGCCGCCUUCGUCUUCCACGUGUGCUGCAAGGCCUCCUGCCCCGAGACGGACGCCCGCCGCUUCGCCGGCCACAUCCGCGCGGCCCUGCGGGAGCUGCGGGAGCUGCUGGAGGGGGGCGACGGGUGACGGGGGGGGGGGCGAGGAUGGGACCCCCCCCCCCGCUGCGACACCCCCCCCCCGCGACACCCCCCCGGGGGGGGUGAAGACGAUGACGAGGAGGAGGAGGAUGGUGACGAUGACGACAAUAAAGCGCCGGGUGCUGCUGGGCG